Molecule: messenger RNA, 6051 nt
Organism: Condylostylus longicornis
Lineage: Eukaryota; Metazoa; Arthropoda; Insecta; Diptera; Dolichopodidae
Exons: 14
Coding region: 1263-5636 (1457 amino acids)
Source: RefSeq, a predicted model, not a curated record
UGCAAAGUUAUACAAAAAUUAAAUGCGAACAGUCUCGAAAAGGUCUUCCAAUAGAGUUUAUAUAUGCAAGUCUCAAGAGUAUAUUUUCUUAUAUUUUCGGGAUUUUUUUCUUUUUGAUUUAAUUUAUUUGUUCGUUUCUUUAUAUUUAAUAUUACCAACCACACAUCAAAAAAUAAGAAAGAAUAAUAUUGUAAAAGAAAUGAAUUAAGGGAAGUGUUGAGUAGAAAAUUAAAAGCGAAAAAAAAAAUUUUAUUUUUAUAUAUAAAAGGAAAAAAAAAUAAUAAUAAAUGAAAUGAAGAAAAAAAAUUGUAAUUAGUUUUAUUUUCUGUUAGUUUGUUUGUUUGUGAUGGGGGCCAGCUUUUUUUAAAAGCAUCAAAAUAUAAAUCCUUAAAAAUUUAUAACAAAAAGUGUGAGAAAUUCAAGAAUUUUAUUUUUUUUUCUCUGAUUUCAUUGAAAUUUUAAUUUAAUAUAAAACAAAGUAUUAAAAUAAUAAAUUUAAAUUUAUAAUAUUAAAUUUGUAAAUCAUAAAAAUUAAUUAAAUUUAAAAGAAUAUUAAGAAAAACAUCUUCAAUAAGAGCAUCUUCUUAAGUACUCAUUUGGAAAAAGAAUAUUUUAAUUAAAUAUUUUCUUGUGUAUUCUAUACGUGCAUGUAUACGAAGAUAAAACAGAGAGAGACAGAGAAAAAAGAAGUUAUGCAAUUUUUGCAAUCACUACAGAAAUUUACAAUUAACUAACAAAAAAAAAAAAUUUUAGUGUAUAUAAAAAGUAGAAACAUACACAAUUAAAGAAAAUAUUUGAAAUUUUAUUAUAAUUUUGAUUUUGUUUUUUUUAUGUACACGAAAGCGAAAUAUACGCGAAUACUAUAAAAUAUUGUUACAGAAAAUAGAGAGAAAAAUAAAAAAAUAGGGUACAUACGUAUAUACUAUAUAACAUAAAAGACUACUAGAGUAGUUUCUAUUUGAAUAUUUGAAAGCGCUUGCAACGGUGGAGAGUUUGAGAAACAAGAGGAGUAUGGAAAAUUUUUUUAUAUUUACAAAAUUUCUCGAAUGCCGUCUACCACCAGACACAGAAAUAAUUUUCCAUCAAAAAUCAUCCACCAAUUCUAUGCAUGAAAUUUAAAUUAAUAAAUAAUAAAACUUAAAAAAUAAAAUAAAACAAACAAGGAAAACAAGACAGGAAAAAAAAAAGAAAAUAAAGAAUACCUGGAAAUUUAAUCAUAAAAAAAGGAUAAAAAUUAAAAAACAAAAAUUUAUUAAAAAUAUAUGAUGUUUGGUUCGAAAAUUCGAUCAUGGAUGGAAAAUCACAUAGUCCGACCACGCAAAAAAGGAAAUAAAAAUAAAAAUGGUUCCAGUUGUAACAAUUCAUCAUCGUCAUCAGUACCAACAACAAACUAUAAUACACAAAGUGGUUACUUAGGAACAUCAUACGGUAUAUAUAAUGCCGAUAGUAUUCCUGGACCGAAUACAAUGGCAGUUAUUGGUAAUGGAACAAACUCAGUACCAAGUCCUGCAAGACGUCAUGAAGUAUCACCAAUUCAAUGUCAUAAAACUAGCCGAUUUGGUUGGCAUUCACCAACACAUGGUAAUAAAAAUCAAAUAAUGUCACCAAAAUCCGAACAUUUUUCAAGAAUUCAAAAACAUCAUACAUUAGACAACUCAAAAAAUCUAAUUUUCGAUAGUACAGCUUAUAACAUAAAAUCAGAGCAAGCAGUAGCACAUAGUACAUUUAAAAGUGGAGAUCAAGAUACAUUACACAAUAUGUAUAAUAAUAAUAAUAACUCCAAAUCUAAUAAUAUGCAAUAUAAUUCGAAAACAAUAGAUGAUAGAAAUUAUAAAAUGAAUUCAUCAAAUACAGCUGAAAUAUUGAAGAGUAAAUGUUACACAAAUCAACAGAAUAGUAUGGAUCAACAAUAUAUCCAACAUCAUCAACAUCAACAACAGCGUAAUAUUCGGCAUAUUGAACGUGAGUCGGAUGAACAAAAUAACAAAUUAUCGUCAUUUAAAACAUCAGAAAUAGAAAAUUUGCGAAAUCGUAAUAAAUUUGAAAACAGUUCAAUAUCUCACCCUAUGAAUCGUAUGAAUUCAAAUAAUUCGUUAGAAUGCAAUCAAUCAAUACAAAUUCCCACGGAUCAAAAACAAUUUAAAAGAAUUACCGAAUUUGAACCUAGUGCCAACUCCAACAGUUGCCACCAAAGCAAAAUUAAUUAUCAAAAUAAUAAUAUGGAUAUGAAAACUUAUUCAGCACUUUGCCAUAAUCCUAAAUCAGAUAUGAACAAAAUCAAUGCAUCAACAACAAAAUCAUCAUCAACAUCGACAUCAGCUUUUGCGAAAACCUAUAAAAAAAUAUUUAGUAAUUCUUCAGGGUCUGCUGAUCGAAGCGCACAAUCUCAAAUUGUAAAUGAUCAAAAUUAUGAUAAACUUAAUGCAAAUCUAUCACCACAUUAUUAUCAACACCAAAUGCAGUAUCAAAAUCCUGACAAUUACUACUAUAAUGGCAGUAAUAGUACUAUUAACAACAAUAACAAUAUUGAUACUAAUAAUGCAGUUAAAGGGAAAAUUAAAAAAUCUGAAAGAAAACAAUUAACUGAAUCUGGUUACUACGAAAUGGUAUGUGGGGGAAUAAAUCCAACAGAACAAAAUUCUUUAAAUUCACAUAUUAAAUCGCAUCAAGCAACAAUUCACCCAACGACUAAAUCAAGAAAUCCUUCAUAUGAAAUUAAUCGUGUAACAACAACUAACACAACAAAUUAUUUAGUAAUGGGUUCAACAAAUCUUCAUAAUCGAAAUGGUAGACAGAACAGUAUGAUUGGUCCAACGAACAGCCAACAACCACCCCAGCCAAAUAGUAAUCACCCUUUGGCACAUGUCAUUAAUAGCUUGUCUUCACCUGAAAGUGCCUAUUCAACUGGUUAUUCAACUGAUGGAACAUCACCAGGAACAACUUACACCCCGCCGGAAUAUUACAUUAAUAUGCGAACUGGAACUCAUUAUUUUCCAAAAAAUGCUAAUGCAUUAGGUGUUGAACUUUCUAGACAAAAGUUUGGAUUAAAUAAAAUAGAAGAAAUUUUGUCAACUCAUCAUCAUCGUCGUACUGAAUCAUAUGAUUUAAAUCAAAUUAAAAUUACUCAUAUGGAAUUAAUUGAUGGACAAAAUUUUCAAAAGAAACAUACCGAACAUAUUCAACAUUUUGAGCAACAACAUCAGGGGCGUAACAGUAGUACACCACAAUUUCAAAAUAAUAGUAAUGCAUUAAUUGUAAAUUGCAGAGGUUAUGAAUCUCCUUCACCAAGGCAACGAAGUCGAAUCAGAACUAAUCCUUGGUACUCUACACCUGAAAGUUCAUUUUCCACAAGUACAUCCCAUUCCGUUAAGAAAACCGAUUUAGACACGAGCUCAUCCUCUUCCGGUAUAAAAUCAAAUAGCGAUAUCCGAACUAGUAUGGUAGAUGAUGAGAAAUCAAAAGAAUCAUCUGAAGUUUCCGAAGAAGAAUCUGAAAGUUCCUCGACAGAGGUUGAAGUUGAUCUUUCCAAAAAGAUUCAACUGCGCGAAAAAAAUUUUAAACAGCAAGAUGAAAAUGGAAUGGAGAAUUCUCGGCCACUAUCAACAGAUCAAGUUUUUAACUCUGUUGAUUUUACAAGCAAAAGCCAAAAUGUUAAGAAUCGCCCUUAUAAGAAUGAUAAUUUUUCGAUUCAACAAGAUAGUGACGAAGAUACAACUUUAAAUGAAAUGAUGGGAAAAUUUGACGAAAGCUACAUAUAUGAAAAAGAGACUGAUAUAUUAAGCAAUGACUCUGAUCCAACUCAUUGCAAUUCAGAUAUAGAUACAGGGCAAGAUGCUGGUGAUGAAUAUGACACAGAAGAUCUACUUGAUAUCGACUUCAUUGAUACCGGAUCGAUACAAGAGAUUGUUGAAAAAUCUGAAGUAUGCAAGAACACUGGCAACUGCUCUUAUUAUAUAUUUAAUCCAGAACGUCGAAUGUCUAAAAAUAGAAGAUCUAGGAAAACGAAUGAGGAAAUAGUAACAAAUAUUUCGAACAGUGGAAAACGGAAAAAACGUCUUUUGAAAACUCGAAAGAAGAGCUGCGAAUCUAAAGAGAGACAAGUAUCACCUUUGAAAAAUAAAAGGGAAUCCCGAAGCGUCGGUGGCACACCAGUAUGCUUGCGUCGUCGAAUAUCAUCCAGGGACAAAAAACAUGAGACAAAAAUAUCACCAUUAGUACAUCAGCAGCGAUCGAAUUCUUUAACAUUAACAGAAGUUCAUACAGUUCGAGAAAAAUAUAUUGCUAUAGCUGAAAGUGAGAAAAUGUUAUUGAAAGCUGAUCUUGAGGCUGACAUUAAAUAUAAGCAGUUAAUACAUGAAGCUGAAUCAAUUUUAGUAUCGAUGAAAGCAAAUGCUGUUAGUUUACCUAGAGAAACGCCUGCUGCUAGUCCGUCAAGAAGAAUAUUAAAUCCACCGGCUAAUAAACGGGUUGAAAUGCUACGUCAAUGUGAUGCUGACCUUAAACGUGAAAUACAAAAACAACAUUAUCAGCAACAACAACAACAUUCAGACAAUUCAACAACUACUUCGGAGCAUCUAAUAAACAAGAGGCUAGAAAUGUUGCGACAUGAAUAUAAUUCUUCGAAUUCAGUACCAACAAGCCCAAAAUGUGGACGAUUAAGUCCACGUAAAACUCAUUUAACUAAUUUUAUAAAUCAAGUUGCUUCAUCAGAUAUAGCAUGGCGAACGAAUCCGGUAUCAAGUAAAAAUCGUUCCAAUGAACAUUUAUCAUCAGAUGAUCAACAAACACUUAGUAUUCGUAAUCGUCAAUUUAAUCGAGAAUCAUCAUUAUCACCACCGCCCCCAGUAACACAACCACCACCACCUCCAAUACCUAGACGAAAUUUUGGUGAUAAGUCUUUUGCGCGCACAUUCUCCAAUUAUUCAAAUUCUAAUUCUGAUGAAGAAUUGAAUGAAAAAUCAUUAGAUUCAGUUUCAUACUCAUCUCGAAAAUCUACAGUCGAAUUAGAAAUGGACCAAGAUAAUAAGAAUGUCGAACAUGGAAUUAAUAAUCACAUAAAAAAUAAAUCUGAAAUAAAUUCAGAUGAUAAUUAUAUUUUUGAAUAUUCAGACUAUAUGGCGAAAAGUCCAUCAUUCCAAAAUAAACAGCCUUUAAUAUCAUUUAAAUCAGUUGACAUGGGUAAUAAAAUAAUUGAAAUGGGUGGUUAUUGCCCACAAAGUGAACCACUAAAAAGAAAAAUUUAUAAGGGAAGUUCAUCUUUUGAAAGAAUCAAAAAGAGUUUGGAUAUUGAUACAGAAAUUCCGAAACCACAAAGCAUGCUCAGUAAAAUCCAUUCUAUUCAACAUGAUCAACAAGUUUGUUCAAAUAGAGAUUCUAAACAAGAUGUUAAUUGCAAUCUGCAAAGUUCUAACAAUAUUAACGACAAGAGUAACAACAAUAAUAAUAUUAACAGUGAUAAUAAUAAUCUUCAGGAUCAAUCAGCAUAUCAAUCCAAUGACGAAGAUUCUGUAAGUGUUGUAUCAAAUUUAAGUGUUAAACAACAAUUAAUACUAAGUACAAUUGAAGAUUUAAAAAAAAGUCUUGAAGAUCAGAGUGUUGAAUUAACUGCACAAUUCGAAAAUACAAAAUUAAAUUAAAAAAAAUAAAAUAAAAAUAAAAUUCAUUGACCAUAAUUACUUAAUUUUUUUUUGCAUUAAAUUUAUAAAAAUCUUCGAUAUAAAAAUUAUAAAAAAAAUUGAGUUGUGAAAAAUUAAUAGAGAAAUUAAAUUGAAAUGAAAAUAAUAACUAGUAUGUGAUUUCAUUAUACAUAUAAGAAAAAAGCAAAAAAUAUUAUAUUUUAGUUUAAGUUAACAAAGAUAAAAAUAAACAAAUUAAUGCUAUCUAUAAGAAUUAGAAAACAAAAACGUAGUUAAAAGCUCAAUAAAACGGGAAAAAUUGAAUAAUUUCUAUAAAAAAUACACAGAAUUUGCAACAACUGCCAAAAAGUUAAAAUUAUAUAAAAAAUUAUUAGUUAAUUUGCUUUCUUCAUAGUUUAAUUAAAAAUUAAGUAUU